UAGGCUUGGUGGCUAGCUAUUCUUAAAAAAAGCACCUCCAAUCCGUUGCUCGCUUUGAUUAUUUUUCCUGUGGAUCUUUUAAGCUUCCUGUGAAGAAAGGGGGAGAGCAAAGGAGGACAUGAGCGUUUGGUGAUACAGCAAAGGGUGUACGUCCCAUAUCUUAUAGAGUCUGGUUAGAGGAAUGGUGUCUCUUUUUUUGACAGUUUCGGGCUAAAUAUCUUCCACGAACAAUGAAUUUACUACCAUCCAACCCACACGGAAAUGGACUUCUUUAUGCUGGAUUCAACCAAGAUCAUGGAUGCUUUGCAUGUGGGAUGGAAAAUGGCUUCAGGGUGUACAACACAGAUCCUCUUAAAGAAAAAGAAAAGCAAGAGUUUCUUGAGGGUGGAGUUGGGCACGUUGAGAUGCUCUUUCGAUGUAACUACCUUGCUCUUGUCGGAGGUGGCAAGAAACCCAAGUACCCACCUAAUAAAGUUAUGAUCUGGGAUGAUCUUAAGAAAAAGACAGUGAUUGAGAUCGAGUUUUCCACAGAAGUCAAAGCUGUUAAGCUACGAAGAGACAGAAUUGUGGUGGUCCUCGAUUCAAUGAUCAAAGUCUUCACUUUUACACACAACCCUCACCAGCUGCAUGUCUUUGAAACAUGCUACAACCCUAAAGGUUUAUGUGUUCUGUGUCCAAACAGCAACAACUCAUUGCUAGCAUUUCCCGGCACCCACUCUGGACAUGUGCAGAUAGUAGACCUAGCAAACACAGAGAGGCCUCCGGUGGAUAUUCCUGCCCAUGAGGGUGCUCUGUGUUGUAUUGCACUCAACCUCCAGGGCACACGGAUAGCCACGGCUUCAGAAAAGGGGACUCUAAUCAGAAUAUUUGACACGUCUGCGGGUCAUUUAAUACAGGAGUUAAGACGAGGUUCACAGACUGCAAACAUAUAUUGCAUUAACUUCAAUCAGGAUGCAUCUCUCAUCUGUGUGUCGAGUGACCAUGGGACAGUCCACAUAUUUGCUGCAGAAGAUCCCAAAAGGAACAAACAAUCAAGUUUGGCCUCAGCCAGUUUCCUACCGAAGUAUUUCAGCUCCAAGUGGAGUUUCUCAAAGUUCCAGGUCCCAUCUGGCUCACCCUGCGUCUGUGCCUUUGGAACGGAGCCCAAUGCAGUCAUAGCCAUUUGUGCUGAUGGCAGCUAUUACAAGUUCCUGUUCAACCAAAAAGGGGAGUGUUCCAGGGAUGUAUGUGCCCAAUUCUUGGAAAUGACUGAUGAGAAGAUCUGAGCACAGGCCAUACUUGGAUUCAAUUGAUUUUUUCCCCAUUUUCUGACAUUUCCAAUUUUGAAGAAUGUCAGAGGAAUAACAGUUUGUGGCAUUCCUGCCUAAGUGACUCCCUAGGGCAGGAAGACUAAGAGAUCUGUAAUCUCAAUAGCCAGUUUUUAAAGAGCUCAAAUGAAAUACUGACCAGUGGAGAGAUGGAUGAAUAAACUGACUGCAGUCAUUCAGUGGAGUGAGAAGAGGGAAACUAUUUUUGAACUGACAACAGUUGCUUUUUAAAAGGUCUUCCAUGAGAACUGCUGUUUUAUAAGCAUAGAAGUUGGCUAGAAGAAUAUUUGUCCACUAACUAUCCUACUGUAGUGAGUGCCUCUGUUAUUACUGAAGAGGAAGGAUGUGUGUAUGCUUAUUCAUCAGUCACAAUAUGUAUGGGCAUAAUAUUGGUAGCCUUAGGUUUUGUUUUACCUGUUGUAUAAACACAAAAAGCCAGGCAUAUCUAACUAUCUAACUGCAACAAUAUAGCAUAGUACAACAGAACAACAUUUACAAUGUAGAUAUGUUUUUUUUUUUAUUCAUUGUUACUUACAUGUAUGUGCAGUUUUCAUUAUUAUUAUUUUUUAUCACGAGUGUUGCAAGUUAAUCUGUCAGAACAAAUUUAGUAUUUGCUCAAGGCAUUUUAUUAGUAUGUGCAUAGUCAUGUGAGCUCCAUAAAUGGAUUACAGAUAUCCUUUUCACAAUUAGUCACAAUUUGAGAGAGAGAAGCAUCCUUCUAAAUCAGAAUUUAAUCUUGACACACACAAAAAAAAUAUUUGCAUUGCUAAAAGAAAAAAAUGCAGGGUUGAUUUGAAAUUUCAAAAACGAUUGCUUUAUCAUUAUGAACGGUGGUAUUAAUUUCAGUUAGCUAAUGAAAAUCAGUAAUCACUUCCUUUUUUUGCCAAUACUAACUACAGAAAAAAAUACCAAAGUGCCCAAUAGUAAAACCUAUAUGCUUGAACACUUCAUUUAAUUCUUCAAAAAAAAAAUUCAAACUUUGUUGAUUAGAAACUUAUGUCAAGCUUUUGUUGUGAUUGUAAAUGUACAAGUGAUUACAAAUUGUUGCACAGCGUUUAAACAUGCUGUAAUGUACGCUAUGACUGAGUUACACAGGGAUAAAUCCAACACAAUGUGUCAUGUAACAAAUUAAACGCGAUUGUAAAACAGA
Tachysurus vachellii is the source of this 2457-nucleotide messenger RNA. RefSeq names its product WD repeat domain 45B (gene wdr45b). The transcript is spliced from 10 exons. Gene Ontology annotation, biological process: protein localization to phagophore assembly site; autophagy of mitochondrion; protein lipidation. Lineage: Eukaryota; Metazoa; Chordata; Actinopteri; Siluriformes; Bagridae. Gene Ontology annotation, molecular function: protein binding; phosphatidylinositol-3,5-bisphosphate binding; phosphatidylinositol-3-phosphate binding. Gene Ontology annotation, cellular component: extrinsic component of membrane; cytosol; phagophore assembly site membrane. The coding region runs from base 231 to 1265 and encodes 344 amino acids. The record is from RefSeq and is a predicted model, not a curated record.